Epinephelus lanceolatus (giant grouper) is the source of this 1288-nucleotide messenger RNA. RefSeq names its product cathepsin K-like. Gene Ontology annotation, biological process: proteolysis. Gene Ontology annotation, molecular function: cysteine-type peptidase activity. Lineage: Eukaryota; Metazoa; Chordata; Actinopteri; Perciformes; Serranidae. The record is from RefSeq and is a predicted model, not a curated record.
AGACGCACGGAAAGACAGAGUGAAAAAAAACAACCCGCAGCAUGUGGUUGAGGAAACUAUACUUCCUCUUUUGAGAGUGAUGGUCCGUUGAAAACGGGUACACUUUCUUGCCGGAACACAACAACCUGCUGAUUUUUCUGCAACGAGGAUGCACCUUUUUUGCGCCGUGCUACUUUUGGCCUCUCUGGUCCUUGGACGCUCUUCGUCUGCCUUAAAUAAAGUGUGGGACGAGUGGCAAAUCAAACAUGGCAAGGUUUAUGAUAACCAGACUGAGGUUGUAUUCAGGAGGGCAGUGUGGGAGAAGAACAUGCAGUUGGUGUUGAGACACAAUCAGGAGGCCUCGGCAGGAAAACACAGCUUCACCAUGGGGCUCAAUCAUCUGGCCGACAUGACAGCUGAGGAAAUCAAUGAGAGGAUGAAUGGCCUGAAGCUGGAGGAGCCUGUUAAUUUCAGCAAUGUCACUUUUAAGGAAGCGAGUGGUUUAUCAAUACCUCAGAGUGUGGACUGGAGGAAGAGCGGCCUGGUCAGCCCCGUCCAAAACCAGGGGUUGUGUGGGUCCUGCUGGGCCUUCAGCUCUUUGGGAGCUCUUGAGGGGCAGAUGAAGAAGACAACAGGUGUCCUUGUUCCCCUGAGCCCACAGAACCUGGUGGACUGCAGCACCAGAGAUGGAAAUCAUGGCUGCAACGGAGGAUACAUCUCUAAAGCCUUCAGCUACGUCAUCCGCAACGGAGGCGUAGACUCAGAGAGCUUUUACCCCUACGAACACCAGAAUGGGAAAUGUCGGUAUUCUGCCAAGGGAAAGGCCGGCUACUGCUCUAAUUUCCACAUCCUCCCACGAGGAGAUGAGAAGAUUCUGCAGGCCGCAGUAGCGUCAGUGGGGCCGGUCGCUGUGGCCGUGAACGCCAUGCUGCAAUCUUUCCAUCUCUACAGAGGAGGUUUAUACAACGCACCAGGCUGUAACCCAAAGUUCAUAAAUCACGCUGUCCUAGUUGUUGGCUAUGGCACAGACGGAGGACAAGACUUCUGGCUGGUGAAAAACAGUUGGGGAACUGCGUGGGGAGAAGAAGGCUUCAUUCGAAUUGCCAGAAACAAGAAUAACCUCUGCGGCAUUGCCAGUUUUGCAGUCUACCCUUCAUUGUGAAAAUGUGAUGCGUCACUUGAAUCAUCUCAUUAGAAUUAGGUUAUUUAUUCAGCAUCAGAGAGCAUAUGUUUGUUUUCAUUUUUAGUGACGAAACUGUGAAAAAAAGUUAAAAAUACUGCCAAAAAAUAAAGUGUUUAAAAAGCUAAA